Linum trigynum is the source of this 4184-nucleotide messenger RNA. Lineage: Eukaryota; Viridiplantae; Streptophyta; Magnoliopsida; Malpighiales; Linaceae. The record is from the annotation of a GenBank genome assembly.
GACCGUUUUGUUAUAAUUACGAAGUUUUGUUACUUUAUAUUACAAAUUAAAAGUUUAAAUCGUUUUGUACUAAGUUGCAAGAUUUGUGACCCUUUUGCUAAUUACCAAAAGUAGGGUGAUAAUCAGCAGUUCCCACUUGGGUGGCUCGAGCGGAGAAUAAAAAUUUUCUGCAACUUUCCCUCCGGCGACAGAACCACCGAUGGAGAGCGACGGAACGAGGGAGAAGGAGAUAGAGACGAGACUUCUAGACGAGGUUGGAGGAGUAAUAUCAACGAUAAAGUCAGCCAAACAUGUCGACGAAGUGAUUUGCGCUCUUCACUCCGUCGCAGUUCUUCUCUUCCCCACAGAUUCCUCGCUCAUCGUCGGUAGUCUCGACGAGCUUCACAGGGCCCAGGUCAGGAGUGCCAAAAUCCCAGCUGCAAAUGAGCGGAAGAAAUGGCGGCGAGCAUUUUACAGAGGAGCUGGAUUUCCAACUCUGGCCCUGGUCUUGCUAAUCGACGUUGCUUCCAAUUGGUUACCUUGUUUCCCCUUUUCAGCAAGACAACAUGUAUACGAUGUGUUCUUUGUUCAUGGCCUUGCAGUAGAGGUUAUCCAGAGUUUAGUUCCGUGCUUACAAUACAGUUUAAAUGAUGGCUUUGAUGCUAAAGCAGUAAAAUCGAACACGGAAAGGUUGCUAGUCCUCUCCUUGCUUGAAAAUGGAGGCAUGCUCCGAAUGGUCAAGGAGCUUGGAAGUUCUGAGUUAUAUGAAGACUUGACGCAUGCACAGCUUAUUUCGGUCAUGUCUAGAUUGGCACAAAUUGUGGCAUCUAUUCCCGACAAGGCAUCGCAGAGAGCCUCGAGUUCACUCUCAUCUCAUUUGUUCUUCAAACAGAUCACGUCCCAGCUUCUUUCUGUAUCUCGAGAUAGGACUGAGACUAUAUCAGACCAAGAAUCCAUCUUCUAUAAGCAUGAUGUGGAUACUACACUUCUAUUUAUUGGUGAUAUAUUUUCUCGCAUUUGUCGACGAGGAUCUUCCGAUGUCCUUCUGGCUGAACUUGUCCCUGAGCUUCUUAGGCAUGUUCAGAACAUCUUAUCAUCAAGUGGUGACUCUGUUUCUGUGGAUAACUUCGAGUCAGAUCCUGGAUCCCAGUUUUGGUUGAAUAUUAUGGAAGCUGUCAAAGAUUCAUACUCUAUAGAAAGAAUAUCUGAGCAAAUUUUGCUUCAGUUGGCCAGUAGGCUCGCAAGUGACACUGAAACUUAUUGGUCCCUUCACUUACUUUUCGGGAAGAAUUUUGAGAAAUCUCCUUCAAUCAGGUCCAUGUUUGUUGACAAAUUCUUGCUGUGGAAAGUGCUUCCCCUAUGUUGCUUAAGAUGGAUCCUACAAUUUGCUGUUCUUCAGUGUCCACCAAUUGCUAAUCAACUCACUAAAGGUCAUGCAACUGAGAUUCUGUUAGACACAGUGCAGCGUCUUGUAUCAGUAUGGGCAAGCCAGGACUUUAUUCAAUCGACCCCCACAGAGCAGCAAGUCUACGUAACUGCUGCUAUUGGUCUUUGCAUGGAGAAGAUGUCAAAAGAGGAGUUAGACAGCUCAAAAGUUUUGAUGCAUGCGAUUCUUCAAGGAGUUAGCUGUAGGCUAGAGAACCCAGGCCAUUUAGUUCGGAAAAUGGCUAGCAAUAUUGCUUUGGUUUUCUCUAAAGUAAUAGACCCCAAAAAUCCUCUAUAUCUUGAUGACAACUGUGUUGAGGCUAUUGACUGGGAAUUUGGUUUUACCAUACAUGGAAAAGGAACACUCUCUACCUCUACUUUCAUUGAGAAGCACAUUGAUGACACUAAAUCAUUAACAUCCUCUGAGUCGAUUAUAGACUCAUGUCACCAAACAAAUGAUCAGCCCAACAAAAUCACAAGAAGGCAUAGCAGGAGAGCAUCUCAGUUCAAGAUGAUAGAUCCAGAUGAGAUCAUCGAUCCAUCUAUGCUAAAUCUUGAAUCGGCUUCAGAUAAGGAUGAAGAUGAUGCUUCAAGUGAGACUUCAGAAUCUUCCGGUGAUUCUUCUUUGCAGCCAUAUGAUUUGGCAGAUGACGACACAGAUCUCAAACAAAAAAUUACUCAGUUGGUUGACAUAGUUGGAGCCCUGCGGAAGUCCAAUGAUCCUGAUGGGGUGGAUGCAGCUCUUGAUGCUGCUGAAAAACUUGUGAGAGCAUCUCCUGAUGAACUUAAACACAUAGCAGGGGAACUAGUUCGUACUCUUGUUCAGGUUCGUUGCUCUGAUUUGGCAGUUGAGGGAGAGGAAGAAAGUAUAGAGGAAAAGAGGCAAAGAGCAUUGGUUGCCUUGCUCGUCACAUCCCCGUUCGAGUCGCUCGAUUCAAUAAACAAACUGUUAUAUUCCCCACAUGUGGACACCAGCCAGCGCAUAAUGAUUCUUGAUGUAAUGACGGAAGCAGCUCAGGAGCUUGCUUCUUCCAAGACUCUGAAGUCCAGACAGCAGCAAACUGUUUCAAGAGCCCUAAUUUCAACCAUCUCAGAGACUCAACCCUGGUUCCUGCCAAGCAGCAAGGGGCCUCCUGGUUCAACUCUCUGGAAGGAGGUGUCAGAAACAGGAACUCCAUUGAAUUACUCUCACCGGUAUGAGAGAGAAGUUCCAUCUAGACCUAGUCCAAUCAUUAAGGGGAAGACACGACGGUGGGGUAAUCAUUAUGCAAAUAUCAAAAAUACCCAGGCGGAAGAAUGGACCGGGAACAAAUUUCCUGUUUAUGCUGCAGCAUUCAUGCUUCCUGCCAUGCAGGGGUUUGAUAAGAAGAGGCAAGGCGUAGACUUGCUAGGUAGAGACUUUAUUGUCCUGGGGAAGCUUCUCCACAUGCUUGGUGUCUGCAUGAGAUGUGCCUCUCUGCACCCAGAGGCAUCUGCUUUGGCCUCCCCUUUUCUAGACAUGCUAAGAAUGAGGGAGAUAUGCCGUCACAAAGAAGCAUAUGUUAGAAGAGCCGUGCUUUUUGCGGCUUCAUGCCUAUUAGUAUCACUCCAUCCAUCAUUCGUUGCAUCAUGUCUAACCGAAGGAAAUGUGGAGGUAGCAAAAGGUCUUGAAUGGAUCCGGACAUGGGCCCUUGAAGUCACAGAGUCAGAUACAGAUAGAGAGUGUUAUAUAAUGGCCAUGUCAUGUCUCCAACUUCAUGCCGAAAUGGCUCUCCAAGCUUCCAGGGUUCUGGAGUCCACAGAAAACAAUGCAUCCAGUUCCCACCCCAAAGUUGGGGUUAGUCUUCUUCCUUCUAAUCUGAACUUGGGAUUGGGGACCAUCAAAGUCCCACCCUCCAAUUUGCGGUACUCGAUUAUGUAAGACGAGUCUACUUCUGCCUCGUAACAUUUUCUUGUAUAUCAUUGCUUAAAUUUGGUUAUGUUUGCAAAGAGACUGAAUCCAGCCGCCAUACAAGCUAGGAAACAUGUGUCGUUCCGGCCUACUGUUUGUGUAUGUCUGUCUGUCUGUCGUUCCAUGUCGAACCCAUCAGCAUCAGCACUGCUUUUACUGCUGCAACUGCUGGCACGUUGGCCUGGGCUUCAGAAAUACUUUUGUUGACCAUUGGUGUGAGCGUAUGGGAAAAGGAUGAGAUGAAGGAGAAAGGUGAGAAACAAGAUAAUGCGGCUGAUGAUUAUGACAAUCACUGAGUGCUCACUUUUUAUUAAUAUAUAUAAACUCCUUCCCGUAAUUCUAAAAUAGAUAGAGAAAUGGUUUUUCUUGUCGCACUAUGGGCAGUCCAAUUGGCAGUUCUAGGGAUUGCACAAAUCUUUCAGCCUAUGUCUAGAGUGGCUAACAUUUGAAGACCGUCUCUGAGCACCAGACUUUCAAUUGCAUUUGACCAUCCCUGAGCAGCUGGUGUAUGAUGACUUCAAAAUCCCUUGUGUGUUUGACUUCAUUGAGGUUGAUAUAUUAUGAAUCAAUUGCAUGCAUACCAUCUCGAGCAGCUAGCAGUUCGACCAGAUAUGGAUUGACAAUCCAGGGAUGUUGAAGACCAAUAGAGAGAUGUGGACAUCAUCAACGAAUUUCACCACCAAGCUCGUAGCACAACAUCGCCGAAGUUGAGUAUGAGGCGGCAAGGUGGAGGGGGAAACCAGGUUGGAGGUACUGUAGGGAGGAUCAGAGGUGGAGUGGAGGAGGAGCAAUAGCAUGGGUAGAUGAGAAAUCUUUGACUUUAUGAGGGAAAUGAACAGCGAAGAUGUAG